ACCGCCCUGGCUUUUGAAUUGAAUCAGUCUAUGGUCUUCAUCUCUCUGCCACCCUCUCCAACAAAACCAACCUUUGAAUCUUUCUUCAUCAAACCACUCUAUCAUUUCCAUUUCCAAAAUCUCAAUCUUUGAAACCCAAAUGCCACAUUUUUCUUUCUCACAUCACACCCUUUCUCCCUCCCCUCUCAUCAUAUCCCUUUUCUCUUGUCCCAUUGGACCAUUGAAAAUAAAAAACCUUGCAAACUUUGAUUUCAUUACAUACAUAUCUUAUCACAAUUCAAACCACCUUACCAUCUUUUUUUGUUUUUUGAACACCAACACUUGUUCUAUUGCAGUCUUUGGUUGGUAUUGAUUAUUGAUUAAACUAAAUUGACUUCAAUUUUUUGCUAUCAACUUUUUGAACCUUUUUAAUCCAAAAACAUAUACCCUUUUUGGUGAACUUCCCAAUUUUUUAGAAUCCUGGUGUGAGUGGUUUUUUUUUUUUUACUUUUUAUUAUUUGCUCCAGUUUUUAUCACAAAGGGUUGGAUUGAAUUGAAUUAAAUGGUUGUUGAGAUUUGCUCAGAAAACUGUGGGGUGUCAAUGACAAUGAGUCCAAGGAUUUCAUUCUCACAUGACUUCUCCCAAUCGGAUGUCAUCCCAGUUGAGAAGCACCCUUUGAGAUCAAACUCAUCUGGCUUGAACUCAAGCAUGGACUUUGAUUUCUGUGUUCAUGAAAGCUUAGAGCUUGAGUCCUCUUCAGCAGAUGAGCUUUUCUCACAUGGGGUUCUCCUUCCCACACAAAUCAAAAAGAAUAACAUCAACAACAACAAUGCUCUUUUGAAGCCAAAAAGUCAACUAGCACCACCACCACCUCAACCUCAAUUACCACCACCCUCGAAAGCUAUUUGUGACAGUGCUUCUUCCACCACCAGAAAAAGCUCAAAGAAAGAGAGCCACAAAGAUGGCAAGGAGUUGAAUGAUGAAGUGAAUGAGAAGCAAAGUUCCAAGUCAUUUUGGAGGUUCAAGAGAAGUAGCAGUUGUGGAAGUGGAUAUGGGAGUAGCUUGUGCCCUUUGCCACUUCUAUCAAGAAGCAAUUCAACUGGGUCUUCACCAAGUGUUAGAAGGAUACCACUUUCAAAAGAGGGUCAUCAUCAUGUUAAGCAAAAUUCUCAGAAACGUUCUUCUUCCAGCACAAGGUUUUCUCAGUCUCACUCCCUGGCUUCACACAAUCAUCAAAAGCCUCCAUUACAGAGGAGUCAUGGGUCUCAUGCUAAUGGUGUUAGAGUUAGUCCUGUUCUCAAUGUUCCUUCUGCAAACCUUUUGGGUUUAGGCUCAAUCUUCUCCAACAAUAGAGACAAGAGCAAGAAGAAGUAAUUUUACCAAAGAAAAAAAAAAGUUCAAUUCUAAUUUACAGUUUUACUAAUUUGCAAAUGAGUGGGGUCUACCCUUUUAUUAUGUGUACUUCCCAGGUUUACGAUCAUGUGAUUAGGAAAAUUUGGUGUAGAGUUUUGAAAGGUAAAUGAAGUGGUUUGCAUCAAGAAGACAAAGUGAUAAAGAAAAGAUGUGUGUGUGUGUGAGAAUAGCAUGGACAAGCAAUGAUUCAAUUCAGGCACAUGAUUUGGGGGCACAAAAUGUCAGGAAUAUGUUGCUUUCAUGGCUGUCCCUUCCUAGUGUUUUAUUUCUCUCUUCUUUUGUUCUUUUUGGUCACACAAAGUGUAAAUACAUUGAUUUAACUUUGUGUCCCUCUCUUGCUUUUUUCUUUUUCUUCUGAUUUUCUCCAAUUCUGUAUGAAUCUAAGAUUAAACGGGAAAAAGUUGAUGGUGCAGUUAUAACUUGUAA
This is a messenger RNA of Glycine soja, 1819 nucleotides long. RefSeq lists its product as uncharacterized. The record is from RefSeq and is a predicted model, not a curated record. Lineage: Eukaryota; Viridiplantae; Streptophyta; Magnoliopsida; Fabales; Fabaceae. The coding region runs from base 542 to 1354 and encodes 270 amino acids. The transcript has a single exon.